Messenger RNA from Saxophila tyrrhenica, 2019 nucleotides. RefSeq lists its product as uncharacterized. Gene Ontology annotation, cellular component: endoplasmic reticulum; endomembrane system. Gene Ontology annotation, molecular function: acyltransferase activity. Gene Ontology annotation, biological process: phosphatidylinositol acyl-chain remodeling. The transcript has a single exon. The record is from RefSeq and is a predicted model, not a curated record. NCBI's taxonomy places the organism in Eukaryota, Fungi, Ascomycota, Dothideomycetes, Mycosphaerellales, Extremaceae. The coding region runs from base 1 to 2019 and encodes 672 amino acids.
AUGGUCGUCUCCAAGCCCGCCUCGAAGGCGUCCUCGGUCGCAGGCGAUAAGGGGAGUCAAUCUGCCUCGAAAGCCCCCUCAGUCGCAGGGGAUAAUGGACGAGCUGGCUUGAGCCUCACCAAAUCUGGAGUCAACAACCCCAAUCCCAUCCAGCAUGGCAGUAUGGGCCAGGCAGAGCGUGCCUUCAGCGCCGCAUCGACGUUCUUAUCCGGUGUCAUGGCCAUAUCAGCAUCGCAGUUCAUCGGAGCGCCGCUUAAACUGGUGGAUCCGAAGUUCUACGACCACUACAUGGCAUGGACCAAGGAGUCGUUCGCUGUGCUCAUGACGACGAUUACGCAAUGGUGGGCGCCGACCGUUGUGAGGGUGAGCGGCGACGAGAGCAUGAAAGGGCAGCUGUACCAGAUGGACGACGGCAGUCUGAAGUGCAACUUUCCGCAUCGGAUGGUACUAAUGGCCAACCAUCAACUCUACACGGACUGGCUGUAUCUCUGGUGGAUCGCCUACACCAACAAGAUGCAUGGCCGCAUCUAUAUCAUCCUGAAGGAGAGCUUGAAGCAGCUACCGAUCUUUGGCUGGGGGGCACAGUUCUACAACUUCAUCUUCCUCAGCAGGAAGUGGGAGACUGACAAGAUCCGCUUCAAGAGCGCUCUCAACCAUCUCAAGAAUCCCAAGGAUCCAAUGUGGCUGCUCAUCUUCCCCGAAGGCACGAAUCUGUCAUCCUCCACGAGGGAGAAGUCUGCUUCAUGGGCGAAGAAAGCUGGCGUGCCGGAUAUGAAGAACACGCUGCUGCCUCGAAAGACCGGUCUUCAGUUCUGCUUGCAGGAGCUCAAGUCGACGACCAACUGGCUGUACGAUUGCACUAUCGCAUACGAAGGUGUACCGAAAGGUCAAUACGGCCAGGACAUCUUCACCCUCCGCUCCUCCUUUUUCGAAGGCCGGCCACCCAAGUCGGUCAACAUGUUCUGGCGACGCUUCAAGAUCUCGGACAUCCCCGUGGACAACGACGAUGCGUUCGAGCGAUGGCUGAUCAACAGAUGGCGCGAGAAGGACUACAUCCUGGAAUACUUCUACAAGUUCAAUCAGUUCCCCGCAGACGAUGCCGUCAAAGCACUAGCAGCUGCUGAAGGGAAGCGGAAGCCGAAUCACUCAAAGAUGAUCGGGACGGAAGUCAAAGGCGGCGGAUGGGACGAGUUUCUGAGCAUUUUCGGACCCAUCACCACCGCCGCAGGGGCGCUCUCGAGUGUCGACAUGACCAACCCCGCAAGCUUUGAUGAAAUCAUGGCUCAAGUGGCCAAGCAGCAGCAGCUCAACUUGCUCAACAUCGGCAAGGCGCCACUCGGACCGGCAAGUCAGACGUACGUCCGCAACGCACUGAAAGCCGCUCAGCAGUCUGCAGCGCUACCUGCGCCGGUCUUGAACUAUCUCAUGAAGCAGACGCCGCAGACGCAGGAAGAGAUGAAGAGCGCCAUCGUCGACUCCGCACAGAAGUCAGGCAAUCCCAAUAUCGCAAAGAGGGCUGCACAGGCACCUGCAACCAAGCAGGCACUCUCGGCACAGUCCCAGAAAGAGAUCGAUGACGCGACCAAGCAAGCGCAGAAGUCCAUCUCGAAGGCUACGGGGCCGAAGAAGAACAAUGUCGCAAACCCUGGACCAAGCAUAUCGAAAGCCAUGCCCAUGGCCAACAUGAACGCCGUCGUUACUCGUCCUCUGAGCACGAUGGCCAUGCAAACAGCUGGCGCAUCGCUCAGGAACGCAGCAGCACAGCGUACGAAGGAGAAGGGUGCUGCGCUUCCUGGGCAGACGGCUGCGGCAAAGAAGCAGACAGGUGCUGGCACAAAGGCUACAAGUGUUGCUUCGGGUCCUGCUGCGAAGAAGCCGCCGGCAUUGAAGGCUGGUGGCCCGGCGGCGGCGAGGAGGCAGAGCGUUGCGAGUGUGCCGGCUGCCACGAAGAAGCCAGCAGCUGCUCAUAAGCCGGUGGGGACGCAGAAGUAUAAUUAUGCUGCGAGUGCGAAGGGGUAG